Messenger RNA from Homalodisca vitripennis (glassy-winged sharpshooter), 373 nucleotides. RefSeq lists its product as uncharacterized. The coding region runs from base 11 to 346 and encodes 111 amino acids. The transcript has 3 exons. NCBI's taxonomy places the organism in Eukaryota, Metazoa, Arthropoda, Insecta, Hemiptera, Cicadellidae. The record is from RefSeq and is a predicted model, not a curated record.
UGUGUAUAUAAUGCUUUGGAAAAAUAUACGUUUAUCAUUCAACUUCAUUGCUUAUCUUAGCGGGAACCAUGAGGUGGUCUGUAUUGCUAACUGUGAGUCUCUGCAUGCUUCUGUUGGAGGUUGUCCCCUCAUCAGACGCCAGGGUCACAAUCCCGCAGCAAGGUGGAAUGUAUGGCAAAAGGGAUGUGAGUGCAGAAUUGGAACGAAUUGCCGCUAUGAACAGUCAAGACUCGAACUUCGACGAGGUAAGGGAUCCACAAAGUAUAUAACGAAGAAGCAGCUCACUUCGUUGUGUCGGCCCUCUGAACCCACCUUCUACUUGUUUCCACUUUACCUUGUUCCAUGAACAUUGUGAAUAAUACUGUUUAUUGAA